GCUACAUCGAACGUCAAGCCAGACGCUUCCCAAUCAUGAUGUACACGUUGAUACAGUGCGUACCAUGUCAAAAAGCCAAACACCUACUAGCGGUCAACUACGCCGAUGUGGCAGCACAUUUCUUAGAAUUCGCUGGCCAUGAAGACUGGCAACGACAGCUAUCUGUCGAUCUCAUCCAACUGACUGGCCAAGAAACCUUCCCCUACAUUUUCAUAUGCGGACAGAAUAUUGGAGGUAAGAAACUAAUGUACGUAUGAAC
Cylicostephanus goldi is the source of this 259-nucleotide messenger RNA. The record is from the annotation of a GenBank genome assembly. Lineage: Eukaryota; Metazoa; Nematoda; Chromadorea; Rhabditida; Strongylidae.